Cyclopterus lumpus (lumpfish) is the source of this 1004-nucleotide messenger RNA. RefSeq names its product lipopolysaccharide-induced tumor necrosis factor-alpha factor homolog. Gene Ontology annotation, molecular function: zinc ion binding. NCBI's taxonomy places the organism in Eukaryota, Metazoa, Chordata, Actinopteri, Perciformes, Cyclopteridae. The coding region runs from base 310 to 807 and encodes 165 amino acids. The record is from RefSeq and is a predicted model, not a curated record. The transcript is spliced from 5 exons.
CCAGAGCAGAACAGGUCCAACAGGCUUCGUCGCCCCGACUGUCACCGGCGUCGGACACGAGUCCUCCUGCAGUCGAGCUGCUUCUUGUAGCCGAGAGGGAACACGACUGCUCGGACACGGAGCUCCACGCGAGUUUGAUAUCAGCGACGCGGGACGUACGACUCUCAACAGGCGGGUUACGUUUCAAGACGGAGGCCCGGAAGGUCUGCUCCGGUUCGGGUCGGACCACGCGGCUUUCGGAAGUCCCACGUGAGCUCGAAAUUACCGGGCUGCGUUCGGCAGCUUCCUGUUUGACUGGAUGAUCUCCUGAUGGAACCCCCUUCGUACGAGGAGGCCAGCCUACACCCUCCUGUUCCGGACACAGCAGUAUUCAACAUCCUCCCUCCCCCCUCCUACAACGCCUCCCUCCACUCGGCCCCGACACCCCCUCCCACCUAUGGAGAAGCAGUCCGCCCGGAUCGUUAUCCCAUACAAACUGUGCCACAAUACCAUGGAACCGUAAUCCACCCACUGACACAAAUUGGUGGAAGGCCAGCAGUGGUGACGACGCAGCCGGCGCCCUUUCCCAUCUCGGUGACACAUCUGGCAGACGUCCCCGGGUUGGUCCGCUGCCCACACUGCCAUAACAUCGUCACCUCUGAAGUCACGUACCAGUCCGGGAAGGCCGCCUGGUGCACGUGCAUGCUUCUCGCCAUGAUGGGGUUGAUCUGUGGUUUCUGUCUGAUUCCGUUAAUGGUACGAGGUCUACAAGACGCACACCACUCCUGCCCGCACUGUAAAAAACACCUGCACGUGUACACGAGGUGACACGGUCGGGAUUAACACGGCGCCAAACCAUGUGUGUCACAACGGAGAUAAAUACUAGUUUGUCAUAAGCCUGGAAUGUAAACAGCUCACUGCCCAUGGACACGGGGAGAAAUAAUGUAUUUAGGGGAUGAUAAGUGUGUGAUUUAAUGUAAUGUGUGUGUGUGUGUGUGUGUGUGUGUAUAUAUAUAUAUAUAUAU